Molecule: messenger RNA, 1824 nt
Organism: Glarea lozoyensis ATCC 20868
Lineage: Eukaryota; Fungi; Ascomycota; Leotiomycetes; Helotiales; Helotiaceae
Exons: 9
Coding region: 1-1824 (607 amino acids)
Source: RefSeq, a predicted model, not a curated record
AUGAAGUCAAACUCGCCAAACCUUCUUGUCCUGUUGAGCUUCCUCACUUCGCUUGAGGCUCAAUUCAUCCCGGAAGCUGAUGCACGUCUCCUUGCGUGGCGAGCAUACGGUACUUUCGUCCAGCAACAGUUGACGGCAGGAGUCCCUCUUUCACCUGGAAAGGACUUCAUUUAUGUUACGCCACCUAAUUUGGCUGCCGUUCGAGGAGGAACACCAUGCCCAGACUCAGUCACGAACUUUGAUCUGUUCUCCUUAGCUGAUGGCUUGCAAAACGUCAAUGAGCCAUUGCUCGAUAAUGCUGGGGCUUCAUAUGUCGACAGUUUGUAUACAUAUCUUCAAAGUGUGAACUUGGGGACUGCUCCGCCCACAACCGCGCAACUCACCCAAAUACAGACCUUGACGGACGCUUUGGCAGUUGCUCAGGAUAAAUUCGACACUCAAAGCAAUAUUGCUUACGGAAAGUACUUGGCCGAUGUUCGCGCACAAGCACUCCAUCAAUCAUUCGGCGCUUGGGUCACUGCUAAGGAUCCGCUGUACACCUCAUUACAAAGACAGAGAAACACUGCCAAUACAGCUCUGCAAAACUAUGAAGCUUCAGUUUAUGGUGCUCAAUUCUCCACUCUUUCAUCUCAAAGAGACAAGAUCGUCAACAAUGCUGGCGAGGAGCUUUCUUCAGUACCAGGGUACAACAUGGGGGUUUAUGGUGCGGCAGGCACUUAUAACGUCAAGAUCAGCCCAUUCCAGGCCAAUCAAAUCACUGAUGGACUUAUCUAUAAGCCAGCAUAUUCUUUGUCAGGAGGUUUUGAAGAAGUAUGUGAUGCUUGGAUCAAUUACACCGGCCCGGUGAACACCGUCUACAAUUGGAAUAUGAACAAUGUUAAUGGAAAGGAUUGGUCAAGUCUAGGACAUACAACAUCCGUCUCAAACACCUGUCAUCUACCUUCUAUUCUCCCCGAUCCCCCAAUGUUGAGUCACAAGCCUACAUUGGCGGAUGGGGUGCCCUUUACGCGUGUGACACUUCUCACUCGUCUCCAUGAAGAUCCUGUUGCGACGAGAUUUCAGCCCGUAGCCACGCCUGUCUCUGUUGCUGUCGAGACGGGCGGGGCAUUACUAGCAGAAGCUACGCUGAAACCUCGUCCUGUUGGCAGCGAUUUACUAAGUCAUGUCCAUCCGCGUCAGGUUUUGUUGCCGUCUCCUACGAGAGUCACGGAGCCUACCAAAAUAUGUCAAAGACAGACACAAUCAGAAAACCCAGAUAACGUUGAACUUGGUACUGAUUAUGUCCGUGUAGUUGGAGCAAGCGUCUUCUGGGGCCUCAUCAGCGCCAACAAAGGAAGCACGACCGACACUACUGUCUUCAACCAGUGGACAGAGAGAUUCAGUACCUCGGUCUCGCUCAAGCUCACCAUGAAAGGCCUUCAAGUCUUCAACGUUGGGGCUGGUUUCUGGGAUGUUGGGGGUGUCCGAACCACCUAUCCAAACCUACUUCCACCACCGCUUGGCAAGAAUACUCUGGCAGGAAAAGUCCGUCUUCAACGUCUCCUCAUUGGCACUGAAGUUGGCCUCACUAUCACCGUCAGCGAUACUGGAACCUAUAACAGCAUCUACAGCUUCAUUCAAGAUGCAAAGACCUCCGUCGGUGCUGGUGGCGGCUUCAGCAUCUUUGGUAUCCGUUUCGGAGCUGGUGGUGGUAAGACUACCACAACUCACCGCGAGGUCAAGGAUGUUUCCUUUGUGACUCUGCAAGAAGGUGGACAAGUGAUCAUCGCUCCUUCUCCCAAGGGCGUUCCCGUUCAACUCGGUGCCCUAGGAAAAGCACUUUAG